GAGUCCGACGUUCGCAGUAAACGAAUCGAAAACAGUGUUAAGCAAAGAAAAAAAAAACCAAGUGUUAACAAUUCACAAAAUGUACGCCAAAGUGUGUGUAUUACUUUUGGCCAUUGGCCUGAGCCAGGCGGUGCCUAAGUCGCUGUUGCCCGAUGUGGGCCUCAUGCAGUUUAUGAUGAAAUCACGCGAUCUUAGCCAAGAUAAUCCCGCACGUUCGCUGUCCUGCUUCGACACCUACCUGCCCUUGCUGAACGACAUAUCCCAGAAUUUCCAGAAGGCUUAUGCCCAGUGCCUAGCGACGGCUGACGCAGCACGCGAGGGCAUCGAUGACACCACCAAGGAUGAUCGCAACCAGAUCGAUUCUGAAGCGACCUCUGCCUGCGAGGCUCUGACCACGUGCAGUCAAAAUACAGCAGCCAUUGACUACUUUGAGUGCUAUACGCAAGCCGGCAGCGACAAUACAAAGGUCAUGUACACGAUCUCGUCCAACUCAGCGGAGCUGUUGGCUCAGGUGCGCGAGGAGUACCGUCUGAUUGAUAAUGUCCAGUAUGAAUGCACUAACAAAUCGGAGCGCGCCUAUGUUGAGAAUACGGCGGCCACCUAUGAAAAUUUAGAUAGGUGUCUGGCGGGUCUUGAGCCAUUAACAACCACACCAGCUCCCACGACUGCUCCCACGACUGCUCCCACAACUGCUCCCACUUCUGCUCCAACUGAAGUUGAUACGACUCCAUCACCAACCACAGCUGGUCCAGCUGAAUCGACUCCAGGACCAACCACAGCUGCUCCAGCUGAAUCGACUCCAGGACCAACCACAGCUGGUCCAGCUGAAUCGACUCCAGGACCAACCACAGCUGCUCCAGCUGAAUCGACUCCAGGACCAACCACAGCUGCUCCAGCUGAAUCGACUCCAGGACCAACCACAGCUGCUCCAGCUGAAUCGACUCCAGGACCAACCACAGCUGCUCCAGCUGAAUCGACUCCAGGACCAACCACAGCUGGUCCAGCUGAAUCGACUCCAGGACCAACCUCAGCUGCCGAUUUACCCGAGGAGGAUCUGUCCAGCCUGUCCGAGCAACAGAACAAGCUGAAGCAGAUGAUGGAUGAAAUGAAGAAAUGGUUCAAACGCCAUUAAGCCAGCAUUUAGAAUAGGUCAAGUGCGCCACAGUAUAAAAAUCAGUACUUAACAAUUUAAAUACAUAUAUUAUUUAUAAAGACAA
This is a messenger RNA of Drosophila montana, 1217 nucleotides long. RefSeq lists its product as uncharacterized. The coding region runs from base 80 to 1132 and encodes 350 amino acids. Lineage: Eukaryota; Metazoa; Arthropoda; Insecta; Diptera; Drosophilidae. The transcript is spliced from 2 exons. The record is from RefSeq and is a predicted model, not a curated record.